Molecule: messenger RNA, 2168 nt
Organism: Lycium ferocissimum
Lineage: Eukaryota; Viridiplantae; Streptophyta; Magnoliopsida; Solanales; Solanaceae
Product: serine/threonine-protein kinase PCRK1-like
Exons: 8
Coding region: 399-1664 (421 amino acids)
Biological process (GO): protein phosphorylation
Molecular function (GO): ATP binding; protein kinase activity
Source: RefSeq, a predicted model, not a curated record
CAUUUGUUUUUGUGGGGUAUGAAAAUGCUGCCGUGUGAAGACUUUUCUAAUUUGUCAAGUCAUCUUAAGUCUUUGCCGUCUGUUAAAAGAGAAAGAGCCUUUUAUUGGAGCUUAAAUUGCCAUUUAAGAACAUAUUUAGAUAAAAAUUAUUCUGUGGUUUCAAAUUUAGCAACACAAAGGAACUGUGAAAUUGUGCUUUUGGCUAUUCAAGAAUUGAAAAAGAUUCACUGUGGAUGGUGGGAUAAAAAUUAUGCUGCGGGUUCAAAUUUAGAAGCCUAAAGGAACUGUAAUUUUGUGCUUUUGGCUAUCCAAGAACUGAAAAAGAUUGAAUCGUUUGCCCUGUAGAUGGUGGGUUUUCUACAUCUCUGGGAGGGUAUUUUAGUAGUAUAUUGAAAGACAUGAAGUGUUUUCCGUUCUACACUGGUGAGAAGAAGGAAGAACCUAACACAGUGAAGUCAAAUUCAGGUCUAUCCUCCUCUUCCGCACUUUCUGAUCGUGAAUUUAGGCAGUCUCGUCUUGAGUCAGGCUCUCAGAAUGCAUCGGAUACGAGCACAGAGUCCAGAGGAAGGAGCCAAUUUCCCAGCCUGUCCGAUAGGCCUUCCGAUCUCAGGGUAUUUACAUUCUCAGAACUGAAAGCAGCAACGAAGAAUUUCAACCGUAUUACCAAGAUCGGGGAGGGUGGAUUUGGAUGUGUAUAUAAGGCCACUGUAAAGAGCGGUGAGGAUUCAGUUAAAAAGAUUGACGUGGCUGUAAAACAACUCGGUAGGAGAGGAUUACAGGGCCACAAAGAGUGGGUGACAGAAGUUAAUUUUCUGGGGGUGGCUGAACACAGAAACCUCGUCAAAUUAGUUGGCUACUGCGCAGAAGAUGAUGAGAGAGGAAUCCAACGGCUUUUAGUGUAUGAAUACAUGCCUAACAGAAGUGUUGAAAACCAUUUGUCAGCUAGGUCAGAAACGCCUCUCUCCUGGGCAAUGAGGUUAAAGAUAGCCCAAGAUGCUGCUCGUGGCUUAACAUACCUACAUGAAGAAAUGGAUGUUCAGAUCAUCUUCAGAGAUUUCAAAUCUUCAAACAUUCUCCUGGAUGAGCAAUGGAAUGCUAAGCUGUCCGAUUUUGGAUUGGCUCGUUUAGGACCCCCUGAGGGUCAAAGCCAUGUCUCAACUGCGGUUGUUGGAACCAUGGGAUAUGCUGCUCCUGAAUAUGUUCAAACUGGCCGUCUCACUUCCAAGAGUGAUGUGUGGAGCUAUGGGGUCUUUCUUUAUGAGCUGAUUACUGGUCGACGCCCAUUAGAUCGAAAUCGUCCCAGGAGUGAGCAGAAGCUCUUAGAGUGGGUAAAACCGUACAUAUCAGAUUCUAAGAAGUUUCAGAAAAUAUUAGACCCAAGGCUUGAAAGUAAAAUCUCAAGGUCAGCCCAGAAGCUCUCCAUUGUUGCCAACCGCUGCUUGGUCAGAAAUCCAAAGUCACGGCCGAAAAUGAGUGAGGUCCUGGAAAUGGUGAACAAAGUUGUCGAAGCGUCAACAGGAACAGGAAAUCCUGAACCACCUGUGAGAAUUGCGGAACCAACUUCACCAGAACCUGAAAGAAAAGGUAAAAGGAGGAUAAUUGAUAUUAAAGAUGGUGGACGGUUAGUACGCAUGUGGUCAACAAAGCUGACAAACACCUGUUAAUAUAGUAAUUUUCAAUAUGCACAAAAGAAAAAGGAGACAAGAAAAAGUUGACUGAACAUUAUAUCCUUCAGCGAGAAAGGUAACACAGAAGUGCAGAUUAUAUUAUUCCCAAUAUAUGUGGUGACUUUUGUCAUUAUAUGUGACUUGCUGCAGAAUCUUCUGGAGAUCCUUAAUGAUGAAUGAAGGGGUUUGGCAUUUUGUAUAAGGAAUCUAAAGCUCUCAUGGUACUACUGAUCUUGGUAUUUUCAGUUUCAUUGAAAACGGCAUUUAUAGUUUUCUAUGAUAUCCAAGAAAAUGAAUAAGAUGGGAAAGUUUGUUUUGUUAUACAUGAAAGUUAGUGAGACUCGUUGAUAUAGAGAAAUGGAAUCUAGUGUUAUAAACUCUUUUCUAUUCUGAGUCAUGUUUGUUUAGGAAUGUGAUCUGAAACAAACAUUCAAGUGAAAUAUUGAAUCUUGUAACUAGAUUAUUUCAAUAUCGAAAAUGGAAAUGAGUUUUUUUGUGGUA